Molecule: messenger RNA, 1176 nt
Organism: Lachancea meyersii CBS 8951
Lineage: Eukaryota; Fungi; Ascomycota; Saccharomycetes; Saccharomycetales; Saccharomycetaceae
Source: the annotation of a GenBank genome assembly
AUGGAUCCCACGAAUCCAAUUGUUCUGGACCAAGGUACGGGUUUCGUUAAAAUUGGACGUGCUGGGGAGAACUUUCCGGACUACACGUUCCCAUCUAUUGUAGGUAGACCUAUUUUGAGGGCCGAAGAGCGUGCAAAUGUGAGCACACCAUUGAAAGACAUUAUGAUUGGUGAUGAAGCCAGUGCUGUCCGUUCCUACUUGCAAAUAUCAUAUCCAAUGGAAAACGGAGUAAUAAAAAACUGGGCUGACAUGGAGUUACUAUGGGACUAUGCAUUUUACGAUCAAAUGAAGCUUCCUUCUCUGUCGGGAGGCAAAAUCAUGCUAACAGAGCCUCCAAUGAACCCAGUCAAAAAUAGGGAACAAAUGUGCGAGGUGAUGUUUGAAAAAUACGAUUUCGGAGGAGUUUAUGUGGCGAUCCAGGCCGUCCUUGCGCUAUAUGCACAAGGCCUGUCAUCGGGAGUGGUUGUGGACUCUGGUGAUGGUGUUACGCACAUUGUCCCAGUCUACGAGUCUGUGGUCUUGAACCACUUGACCAGAAGACUGGACGUGGCCGGAAGAGAUGUGACAAGGCAUUUGAUCGAUCUUCUUUCCCGGAGAGGUUACGCCUUUAACAGAAGUGCAGACUUCGAGACAGUUCGCCAAAUAAAAGAAAAACUGAGCUAUGUCUCCUAUGAUUUGGAUCUAGAUACCAAGCUAGCCAGAGAAACAACAACCUUGGUUGAAAAUUAUGAACUACCGGAUGGCAGAGUUAUCAAGGUUGGUUCUGAAAGAUUCGAGGCUCCUGAGUGCUUAUUCCAGCCCAGUUUAGUAGACGUUGAACAGCCUGGUGUUGGAGAGAUGUUGUUCAAUACAAUACAAUCUGCAGACGUCGACGUCAGAAGCGCUCUUUACAGAGCAAUUGUCCUUUCAGGCGGUUCGAGCAUGUACCCAGGGCUGCCAUCGAGAUUAGAAAAAGAACUCAAGCAAUUAUGGUUCACCAGGGUUCUUCGCAACGAUCCAUCCCGAUUAGAGAAGUUCAAAGUGAGGAUAGAAGAUCCUCCCAGAAGAAAGCACAUGGUUUUUAUAGGUGGUGCUGUACUUGCGAACAUUAUGGCUGACAAGGAUCAUAUGUGGCUAACAAAACAAGAGUGGCAAGAGAUGGGUCCUGCUUCAAUGUCAAAAUUCGGUCCCAGGUAG